Messenger RNA from Camellia sinensis, 1137 nucleotides. NCBI's taxonomy places the organism in Eukaryota, Viridiplantae, Streptophyta, Magnoliopsida, Ericales, Theaceae. The record is from RefSeq and is a predicted model, not a curated record.
AUGGUGUUGGGAUCGACAAAUGAGAUUCAACAAUAUCUCAAUGUAAGAUAUAUUGGACCUCCAGAAGCUACUUGGCGAAUAUUUGGUCAUCCUUUGCAUGCAGAGAUGCCAACAGUUGUACGAUUAGCACUUCAUUUACCUGGAAUGCAUCGCGUUUUUUUUAACCCAGAAGAGUCAUUAGAAACGAUUCAAUCUAGAGCUGGUCAACAAAUGUCAACUCUUACUGGCUUCUUUGCAUAUUGUGCUGCCAGUGAAGAUGAAUGCCUAUUCACUUAUCAAGAAUUUCCACAACAUUUUGUUUGGCUCAAAUCAGAAAAGAGAUGGAAAUCAAGAGAAAGAGGAUAUGCAAUUGGUAGAAUGUACUUUGUUAGCCCUAAUUGUGGUGAAAGAUUUUAUCUGCAAGAUGAUGAAGAAUGGAUACAAUGCUUGAAAGAGGCUGCAGUUAUAAAAACUGGAUACCAAUUGAGGAGAUUGUUUAGGAUUAUUCUCAUCCAAUGCUCUCCACUAAAUCCAUGUGCAUUAUGGAAUCAAUUCUCAAUGGAUAUAUGUGAUGAUUUCGCACGUAAGAUUCGUAUAUUGUUUGUCAUUUCUAACCCAACUGAGGCUCAAAUUGAAGAUUAUUGUAACAACCCUGAUCCGCAAUUAGCUUCUAAUCCUCUUGGGCAUAUCGUUGUUAUUGUGGCUUCAUCUAGAAUUGCAUCAUUGUUAUUGGUAGGAGGUCGCACUGCACAUUUAACAUUUUCCAUUCCGUUAGAUGUCUUGGAAAAUUCACUUUGUGGGUUUACCAAACAAUUAUUACAAGUUGAGUUAUUUACAGAAACAAAACUCAUAAUUUGGGAUGAAAUUCCUAUGGAACAUAGACAUUGUGUUGAGACAGUUGAUCGUACAUUGAGGGAUAUUCGUGAUAGUGAAAAGCCAUUUGAGGGUAUUACUGUUGUUUUUGGUGGAGACUUUCAACAAAUCUUACUAGUUAUAGUCAAAGGAGUUCGUGACCAAAUUGUGAAUGCAUCAUUAAGAUACUCUAUUAUAUGGAAGCAUAUACAUAUCUUAACUUUUGAUUUGAAUAUGCGCUUGAAUCAUGGAGACCAUGAAAAUGCUAUUUUUGCAAAUUUCUUAAUGGAGGUAACACUACUUUAA